AUGGUAAGAGACAGGGAGGGAGGAUACGUCCCAGACUAUGGUAAGAGACAGGGAGGGGAGGAUACAUCCCAGACUAUGGUAAGAGACAGGGAGGGGAGGAUACGUCCCAGACUAUGGUAACAUACAGAGAGGGAGGAAGGAUACGUCCCAGACUAUGGUAACAGACAGGGAGGGGAGGAUACGUCCCAGACUAUGGUAACAGACAGGGAGGGGAGGAAGGAUACGUCCCAGACUAUGGUAAGAGACAGGGAGGGGAGGAUAAGUCCCAGACUAUGGUAAGAGACAGGGAGGGGAGGAUACGUCCCAGACUAUGGUAAGAAGACAGGGAGGGGAGGAUACGUCCCAGACUAUGGUAACAGACAGGGUGGGGGAGGAUACGUCCCAGACUAUGGUAAGAGACAGGGAGGGGAGGAUACGUCCCAGACUAUGGUAACAGACAGGGAGGGGAGGAUACAUCCCAGACUAUGGUAACAGACAGGGUGGGGGAGGAUACGUCCCAGACUAUGGUAAGAGACAGGGAGGGGAGGAUACGUCUCAGACUAUGGUAACAGACAGGGAGGGGAGGAUACGUCCCAGACUAUGGUAAGAGACAGGGAGGGGAGGAUACGUCCCAGACUAUGGUAAGAGACAGGGAGGGGAGGAAUACGUCCCAGACUAUGGUAAGAGACAGGGAGGGGAGGAUACGUCCCAGACUAUGGUAACAGACAGAGAGGGGAGGAUACGUCCCAGACUAUGGUAACAGACAGAGAGGGGAGGAUACGUCCCAGACUAUGGUAACAGACAGAGAGGGGAGGAUAUGUCCCAGACUAUGGUAACAGACAGGGAGGGGAGGAUACGUCCCAGACUAAUGGUAAGAGACAGGGAGGGGAGGAUACGUCCCAGACUAUGGUAACAGACAGAGAGGGGAGGAUACGUCCCAGACUAUGA
Coregonus sp. 'balchen' is the source of this 927-nucleotide messenger RNA. Lineage: Eukaryota; Metazoa; Chordata; Actinopteri; Salmoniformes; Salmonidae. The record is from the annotation of a GenBank genome assembly.